Molecule: messenger RNA, 3611 nt
Organism: Melopsittacus undulatus (budgerigar)
Lineage: Eukaryota; Metazoa; Chordata; Aves; Psittaciformes; Psittaculidae
Gene: LTBP3
Product: latent transforming growth factor beta binding protein 3
Molecular function (GO): calcium ion binding
Source: RefSeq, a predicted model, not a curated record
GGCUCCGCGCGCGCGGGCGCGGGGAUGGGGCGCGCGCUGCGCGCGCUGUGCGCGCUCUGGGCGGUCACGUGCGCGCUGUGCGCGGCGCGCGAGCGCUUCACGGUGGUGUUCGCCCCCCUCGUGUGCCGGAGGAGCUGCGCACGUGGCCUCUGCCGGGACCGCUGCCAACCGGGGGCCGGCGGAAACACAACCCUGGUCGGGGAGAACCGGAGGGACGGAGACACCCUCACGGCGGCCGGGUUCACUGUGGUUGUUUGCCCCCUGCCCUGCAUGAACGGGGGUCAGUGCAGCUCCCGCUCGCACUGUCUCUGCCCCCCAACCUUCACCGGCCGCUUCUGCCAAGUGCCCACCGGCCGCCAUGGGGCAGCCCCCGUCAUUGCGGACGGGACCGGAACCGGAACCGGAGCGGGGGCACCACCGGACUCACCGCAAGGGGGGGGGCAAGGGGGGGGUCACGGCGGUGGCACCGGGGGGGGGCACGGAGGGGGGCACGUGAGUCACGCGACCUUCGUCGUGCCCCUCGGGCCUGGGCAUCACUCGGAUGAAGUGCAGGUGCCCCCCCCGCUGGUGAACGUGCGCGUGCACCACCCCCCGGAGGCCUCGGUCCAGGUCCACCGGUUGGAGCCGCGCUCAGGCCCCGCCCCCGGCCCUGGCCCCGCCCCUGGCCCCGCCCCCGCGCUCCUGCCGCACCCCUCCCCCCCCCGGCCCCGCACCCACAAACCCCUGGGGCGCUGCUUCCAGGAGACCCUCCCCAAGCACUCGUGCGGCACCAACCCCCUGCCCGGGCUGACGAAGCAGGAGGAUUGUUGUGGGAGCAUCGGCACCGCCUGGGCACAGAGCAAGUGCCACAAGUGCCCCCCCCUGCAGCCCUCGGGGGUGCACAAACCGGUCUCGCUGCGGGGGGAGCUCUCCGGUGACUGUCCCCAGGGCUACAAGCGCCUCAACAACAGCCACUGCCAGGACAUCAACGAGUGCGCCAUGCAGGGGGUCUGUCCGCACGGGGACUGCCUCAACACUGCCGGCAGCUUCCGCUGCUCCUGCCCGGCCGGGCACGCGGCCUCCCGCACACACUGCCUGCCCGACCCCCCCGAGCACCGGGGGCUGUGUUUCCGCCUGGUGCUGCCCCCCCAGCGGUGCCAGCACCCGCUGCCCACGCGGCUGACGCGCCAGACCUGCUGCUGUAGUGUGGGCAAGGCCUGGGGGGGGCGGUGUGAGCGCUGCCCUGCCGACGGCACCGCCGCAUUCAAGGCCAUCUGCCCCGCGGGGAAGGGUUACCAUGUCCUGACCUCGCACCAGACCCUGACCAUCCAGGGCGAGAGCGACUUCACCCUCCACAUCCACCCCGAUGGGGCCCCCCCCCGAGCGGCCCCCCCGGCCCCCCCCGCCUGCGCCCAGCCCCAUGGCCCCCGAUGUGCCCCCGCCCCCAGCCGGCCAUGCUCCCAGCCUUCUGGAGCCACUCGGAGGAGCAGGAGCUGGAGCAGCCCCCGGGGAGCAGCGACCCCCCCCCGGUUCCCUGAGGUCCUGGCCCGCCCCACUGCGGCUGUGCUGUGGCGGGUGAUGGAGCCGCAAACCCGCAGUGCUGCUGAGAUCGCACCCACACAGGUCACAGAGACGGACGAGUGCAAACUGAACCGGAACAUCUGUGGUCCUGGGGAGUGUGUGAUGGGUCCAGGGGGUUACAGCUGCAUCUGCUACCCUGGGUACCGCUGGCACCCGCAGCGCCGCUACUGCACCGACGUGAACGAGUGUGAGGCGGAGCCGUGCGGCGCCGGUCGCGGUGUGUGCAUGAACACCGGCGGCUCCUACACCUGCCACUGUCACCGCGGCUUCCAGCUCAGCCUGCGCCGCGGCCUGCGCUCCUGCACCGACAUCGACGAGUGCUCCAAGGCUGACAUCUGUGGGGACGGCGGCGCCUGUACCAACACCCCUGGGCACUACCAGUGCGAGUGUCUGCAGGGCUACAGGCGGAAGGGGUCCCGGCAGCUGUGCGAGGACAUCAACGAGUGCCUGGAGGUCGGGACCUGCCCCGAGGGCAAAUGUGAGAACCACCCGGGGGGGUUCGUGUGCAGCCCCUGCCCCCCCGGCUACCGCGGCCACAACGGAGCCUGCGUCGAUGUGAAUGAGUGCGAGGGGGGGGGGCUCUGCCCCAACGGCGUCUGCAUCAACACCCCCGGCUCCUACAAGUGCCAGUGCCCCCCCGGGCUGCAGCCGGCCAGGGACCCCCCCCGCUGCCAGGACAUUGACGAGUGUGAGUUCGCGGCCGCCUGUGUGGGGGGGGAGUGUGUGAACACUCCUGGCUCCUUCCGGUGCCUCUGCAGGGCUGGGUACACCCUGCGGCACGGCCGCACCUGCCAGGACAUCGAUGAGUGUGCGCUGGACCCGGGGCUCUGUGCGCCCCAUGGCGCCUGCACCAACCUCGAGGGCUCCUUCGCCUGUCUCUGCCCCCCUGGCUACAGCCCCACGGCCGACCAGCGCGGCUGCACCGCGCGGGCCCCGCCCCCCCCGCGCAAACUGUGUUACCUGAGCCUGGAGGACUCCGUGUUCUGUGACUCUGUGCUGGGCACCAACGUCACCCGGAGCGAGUGUUGCUGCUCACUGGGGGCUGGAUGGGGUGACCAGUGCGAGGUGUUCCCCUGCCCCCUGCCCUCCUCCGCCGAGUUCCUGGCCCUGUGUCCGGAUGGGAAAGGUUUCAUCCAGGACGAGAACGGCCUCGACUUUGGGGUCCCUGCGCACAGAGACAUCGAUGAGUGUGGCCUCUUCGGGCCCGAGAUCUGCAAGGACGGGAAGUGUGUGAACACACAACCAGGCUACGAGUGUUACUGCAAACAGGGCUUCGACUAUGACAGCGGCGUCCUGCAGUGCCUCGAUGUGGAUGAGUGUCUGGACGAGUCCAACUGUGUGGACGGGGCCUGUGAGAACACAAGGGGCUCGUUCCGCUGCUCCUGCCCCCCCGGAACCCGCUACCACCCCCCCCAGCGCCGCUGCCUGCCCCCCCCCGAGCACGAGCGCCCCCCCCCGGCAGCAGCGGUGCCCCCAGAGCGCCCCCUGGCGGCGCGGAGGGACGUGUGCUGGCAGCGGCGGGGGGAGGAUGGGCUCUGUGGGGCACCGCUGGGGGCGGGGCCACUGCCCAUGGACGAGUGCUGCUGCCGGGGGGGGGCGGGGUGGGGGCGGCGCUGCAGGGCCUGCCCCCCCCGCGGAGCCGGUCUCCAGUGCUCGUCCUCACAGAGCGAGAGCAAUUCCUUCUGGGACGUCAGCCCAUUGGGGCUGGGGGGGCCGCGCAGAGGUGAGGAGAGCUCGGAGGAGGACUCCACCGAGUGCCCGUGCCCUGGGGGGGGGGGGCUCUGCCUCCGGCCCAUCCCAGGCUGGGGCUGCGACUGCCCCCCCGGCUACCAGCCCGACCCGACCCGGAGCCGAUGCCUGGACAUUGACGAGUGCCGUGACCCGUCUCGCUCCGCCCUCCGGUGCCGCCCGGACCGGGAGCGCUGCGUCAACACCAGCGGCUCCUUCCGCUGCGCCUGCAAGGCCGGCAGUGCGCGUGCGCGGCCGCACGGGGGCCUCUGCGUGCCCCAGCGCCGCUGACCCCCCCCCCCAAUGAACGAGAGAGACACAGC